Molecule: messenger RNA, 10953 nt
Organism: Porites evermanni
Lineage: Eukaryota; Metazoa; Cnidaria; Anthozoa; Scleractinia; Poritidae
Source: the annotation of a GenBank genome assembly
GAAAGCUUUGAAUUCAUUAACACAACAGAUCCAAAUGUGCGACGGGUGGUACUAGAAUUCAACAAGACUGCAGUUAAUCAGUCAAUCAGCUGCCGCACAGAUGACCCAAAUGCUUCUACAACAUUGAUUUUCAAUUUUCGAGAACAGCCUGUUGGGGGCAGAAUUUCUUUGGAUAAACAAGUCUAUACCAUUUAUGGUGUUAAGAAGACUGAUCAGGGGACUUACAAAUGUAAGGCUACAAGCAGUCAGGGGGGUGUUGGGCCAAUUGAAUCCAAGACUGUGGUUCUCAUCGUUCAGGAAGGUAAAUGGCUUUCAUGUCUGUUUUUCGCAAUUACUGGCCAGUGUAUGUGGAAGAGGGCGAAAUCAUUGUGUACUCUAAGGGGCUAUCCAUAUGAUACCAGAAUCACUCAUUCUAUCUUCAUAAUUAUUUCUCUUUAUUUGUUUACAUGAUACCAAAAAAACAUAUCGUUUCUGUACAAGUCAAUCUGGUUUUCUUUCCCAAUGAAAUUAUCGUUCACGUUUGAAAUUUCAUUUUUGCAUCAUGUAAACUGAAAAUAAAUUUCAUUCCAGAUUUAAAAUUGCAAAUUAUAAUGUGUAGUCUGUAAUGAGUGACGCAUGUGUAUCUGAACUAGUUUUAUCAUGUGAAUGCAGAAUUAACUUUACUCUGGAACAAAACUCAUUCUGGAAUUAAAGUCAUUCCAGUAUCAUAUCAAUUUUAAUAUUCAGUCACUUACAUUACAAAGUACAAAAAAGUAAGUUUUAAAAAUUUAAAAUUAUACUCUUUUUAUUAUUUCCAACCCAAAGAGGUUUUUCGGGGAAAUAAUUACUUAAUACAAUACAUGCAACUCCUCAAAAAGUGAGGUUUGUAUUGUUGUCCAAAUUUGAAUUCGCAUUGUGCAUGGAACUUGCAUGGGUAAAUGAGCAACAAGUGAAUGCCAUUUCACUGUAUUUCUGUCAGUUUGGUUGGUCUCUGCUGUUGCUUAGCAACAAAACCAUAACAAAACAAACUUGGCCUAGUUUGUUUUAUGUGCAUGUGUGGAUGCUAUGCUCCUGAUGUAGUAAUUAUGUGACAUAAGAAUGUUUCAACUACUUUAAUAUUUUGCACUGACAUUUUCAGUUUGUUGUCAUCCAGAAAUUUUGCUACCAUGGCAUUGUAAAGUAACGACUUAUCCUCUCUACAGUGCAGGCUCCAGUUGUUCUAGGGGGUUGGGGGGUUUACUCCCUUAUAUAUGGUGUUUUAGCCAUUUUGGUCUGAAAUAGGGUAUCAAUUUUGACCGUUUUGGUCAUAAAUAGGGUAUUAAUUGGUUUGUGCACUCUAGUCUUGAAUCAGGUAUGUUUUUUUUAAUUAACAUUAAUUAGGUAUGUAGGCACGUAUUCUGUACUUAUGAUGGCGCCUUGUGCAACUUGCUUUGUAGUGUGGAAUUUUAAGCUCGAACCUUUGUACAAUAUAAACAUUGCCUUUAACAUUUGUCUGACCUAGGGAACUCAUUAUAACUAAGGCAGGUCUGAAAUUGGGAAAUGAUUUAAGGGUCUGGUCUGAAAUAGGGUAUCAAAUGUUUGAUCAGGUCUGAAAUAGGGUUGGGAAAAAUCACAGACCUGGGUCUGAAAUAGGAUAAGGGUUUCAGGAAGCAUGCUGCACACUCCCACCCAAUUUUUCUGGAAGUACCCCCCACCCUGGGGGGAUAGUGCUAUCCAACUUUUGAACAACUGGAGCCAGGUCCUAAAGGUGUUCAUCUUAGAGGAAGUUGACUGCAGAGUGUAUAGAGUUUAUUGUCUAUUUAAUUCUUUUUUGAAACCCAAUCCUUGUUUUUUUUGUUAGAGACAACCCCGUGCUGUCCUGACAUCUAUCCUUCCUCUGCUAUUUUGAGGCCUGGAGAGAAUACAAGUUUUGCUUGUCGUGUUAAGAUGAGAAGUGGUCACUUUGUUUCCCUAGAAAAAUACCUUGAUUUUACGUGGUACAGGAAAAGUGGAUCAAGCUAUGUGAAAAUUUCUGACAGUGAAACACGCAGAUAUAAUGAAAGUUGCUCACUUUUAAUGAUUGAAAAUGCCAAGGUUACUCCAGUUGGCGGAGUGUAUUACCACUGCGAGAUAUUUUAUCGGAGAAACAAAGUAAAGAAUAGCAAGACUUAUGAUGUUGGUUUGGUGGUUCAUGGUAAGUUGGUAUUAUUUUAUGUUGGUUAUCCUGUGGUUUAUCUUUGGUAUCCCGUGGUUUCCCAUGGAAAAACAGUCAAAGUAAUAAAUUUAGUGUUAAUUUAAUAAGUUGUUUCCAGUUUUCUUGUAAACUGAUAUUUAUUGAAGGGUAAAGUGCGUGUAAGCUUUUAAAAUUAAUUUUGUUAUAAAUAUGCUUGUGGCUAUAAAUUGCUCCUUGUUCUCCGCUAAGAUAUUUUGCAUUCUAAGGAAGUGGUUUCGCUUAAAUUUGCGGGAAAACCGUCUCCACAAGAGUAAAGACACUUGGAAGUUUAUUACAAAUUAAGAAGUGUGAGGACAUAUUUCUAGGGAAAAAAGCCCUACUUCCGGUCGAGACGUGCGUCGUUCAAAAACACCUUUGCUCAAGCUUCCUUUUGUUAGACUAUUCCACUCUUCUACACCUUUGAGAAGUAUACAACUAAGUGUAAAAACUCUGAAUGUCAUGGCCAGGGCUAGACAUAGCGCAAAAAUCAAGAUGGUAAAUGGGUACCCUUUUCACCUUGAUUACACCAUAUAAUGUGUACUAAUGAUCUGGUUUUUACUGCGCUUUUCGAAAACACGCUAACUCUGAGAUUCAAAAGCCGCCUUCACAAUUGCGUUUUUCGCUGCCGUCGAUCAUAAUUACGAUCAAAAGCAACGAACAAAACACACAAAACGGAUCGAAAUCCACUNAAAAAGCCCUACUUCCGGUCGAGACGUGCGUCGUUCAAAAACACCUUUGCUCAAGCUUCCUUUUGUUAGACUAUUCCACUCUUCUACACCUUUGAGAAGUAUACAACUAAGUGUAAAAACUCUGAAUGUCAUGGCCAGGGCUAGACAUAGCGCAAAAAUCAAGAUGGUAAAUGGGUACCCUUUUCACCUUGAUUACACCAUAUAAUGUGUACUAAUGAUCUGGUUUUUACUGCGCUUUUCGAAAACACGAUAACUCUGAGAUUCAAAAGCCGCCUUCACAAUUGCGUUUUUCGCUGCCGUCGAUCAUAAUUACGAUCAAAAGCAACGAACAAAACACACAAAACGGAUCGAAAUCCACUAUUUAAUCACAAAUCACAAACCAUGACCUUUUGAACUCGCUGAAGAAAAGUUCUGUAUCCUAAGAGGUCCGCUGAAAUUAUUGACGGCAGCGAAAAACGCAUGCUAACGCCGUUGGCUUUUGAACUUCGGAAUUCGCGUUUCUUUGAAAAGUGCAGUAACAGAAUUCAGUUUUAACAGAUCUGUACUUGUUUUUAACAGAUUUCAGUGCAACAAGGAUUGAGUAUUGCAAAGUUGACAGCGGAUCGUCUGUGGUUCGUGAACCAAAAGGGGUGAACUUGAGAUGUAAAGCAGAUGGCUAUCCACUUGCAACAAUAAGAUGGUUUCACGAUGGAACGGAGAUCCCAGUUUGCAAAACGGCCACUUCCAAUACUAGCUGUGCCGGAGAGCGCUAUCAAGUAGAAGAAGAUCGCAACAGAAAGUUUGCUUAUGUGGAAAGUUAUCUAAUAAUAAACAACACAAAGUACCCCAGAGAUCAUGGGAACUACACCUGUGUGGCAAACAAUAGUGAAUUGCAAAAUGCAACAAAAGAUGUGGAAAUUUCUGUUUACUGUAUGUCAUGUAGAAAUCUAGGUUUAAUAGUAAUAUUCAGGGUUCAAACGUAGUUUUUUUGGCCUACUAUUCUAACGAUUACUUUAAAAAAAAGCAGUAAAUUAACUAACAGCUUUUUUUUUGGUUUGAGGUCAGGGCCUUCCUGAAAAAGGCGGUUUUUAUCCAUUUUCAAGCCAAAACAAAAAACAAAACAGAAAAGGUGGCUACGUAAGUGCAAACGCACCUUCAGUGCUGAUCCGGUAGAGCUAAAAACGCACACUCAGAUUUAAUGCACGUACUAGGUUUAACAUAGAAUCAGCCACCAAUAAUCCCCUUUUCUUUCACGAGUAUAGUAAUAUUCAAAGCAUGGGAAACUUGGGAGAUUUUUCCCUCCAAAUUCUUGAAAAUUGUAAUCUUGUUUCAUAAGUUUUCACUGCUUAUUCGCAAAUUUUUUCAAGUCAAAAAAUAUGCUAUCUCGGGUGAUGAUAACUUGAGAAAACAGUCGACAUUUCGAGACGCCACCGUUGUUUUUCCGCCAAAUGACGACUGAGAAACGUGCGCAGAAUUCCAUUCUGACGACGUGUCAUUACCCAGGUCAUGGGUAGUGCUUCCGAUUGGUUGAAAAUUUGGUUCUACCAAUCAGAAACACUACCCAGGUUCGGGUAGUGAUGCGCGAGCGCGACGCGUCAUCACUAUAGAAGUAUGGAAUUUGUGUGGUCGUUACUCAGAUGUCAUUCGUGGGGAAACCAGAGCUGGCAUUGCGAAAUGUUAGCUGUUUUUUUUCUUUUUUUUUCAGUCUAUUUAACGUCAAAAAUAAUUUUGAUACUCAACUUCAGUAUGUGUAUUUGCGUGAUUCGGUCAAACAGGCAAUAAAUACUCGGCAAAAAAAGUGAACUGGAAUGAAACAACACCAACUGUGCCUCCGUUUUCGCUAGUGAAGUAAUUGAAUGCCGGCGAACAUGUAGUUCAGUAAACAGUGGUUUCAAUAACCGUGUUUCUUUUUAGGUUUAUGGUAACUGGUUUGACUUACUGUUAAUUGCCUUUCUUAGCCAGGUCUAAGAGACAAAUGGUUUAAUUAUUAUUUAAGUAACGACUUAUUUUGUGCUGAUAAUUUAUUACCAGCUCCACCCACUUUGGACAAAGUCAGAGAAAUUUGGUACUCGACUACAGUUAUAGAUUGCAAGGUUUCUCGGACCAAUCCACCGCCUACAUUCAGAUGGCAAUAUCAGAGAGAACUCUGCUUAAAUGACAACCGUCAAUGUAAGCCGUCAGAUUCAAAAUGGCAAGACGUCUCAGCUCCCUUUUUUGUGUCACCAGCCGUGGACAUAGCAACUGGUGUAAGCAAGCUUACCUUCCCUCAAGAUUUACCAUCUGCGUUUUUCCGUUGUGUAGCUACCAAUCCGAUGGGGUCUGAUGAUUAUGUGAUGAGGUUCUUAGGUGGUAGGUUGAUUUACUUUUUACACCUUAAUAUACUUGAUUGGUUAACCUGAGAAUACAGCCGUCUAUCCUCGCUCCUUGCCGCAAACGUUCUUAGUGGCGAUGAGCACAGCGAGCAGCUGUAUUCGCUGUCUGCUGCUAGACAGGUCUUUCACUGAAUAUGUUUGUUUGUUUAAUUUUAUCAACUCUUUAUCUGGCUAGUUGUUGUUGUUAUUUUUUGCUGUUGUUGUUGUUGUUGUUGUUGUUGUUGGUAGUGUUGGUGUUAUCCUUUCCCGUCUUUGUAUUCAAUUUAUUUCCACUUUUGUCCUUUGAUUCUUUAAAAGCAAGGUAAAAACAUUGUAGAUCGUUCUUUAUCUGUUCUUUCAAUAUUGUCAGUGAUUGAACUACUGUACGUCAAUAAUCGCCUUCGUUAAUAUACUACUAGUACUGUAUUAAGCAAAGUAUUUUCUCUUAUUUCGCAUUACAGGUUCUCACGAUAAACCAAUAAAUGUAAUCGCAUCUCCAGAGCAUGACGAAGGCAACACUAUGAAUCUUACAUGUGAAAUGUUUUGGAAGGGCUCCAUGAUAACUUGGCACAAAGAUGGCGAACAGCUGUCGCGUGCUGCCGAUACGAGAGUGAAUAUCUCAUCAACAGUAAGAACUCAUCUGACACAGACUCACUUAGUGGUGGAGAGAGUUGCGACAAAUGAUUCUGGAAAGUAUACUUGUGGAGCAGAAGAUGACAGUGGACACCACUUUACUGAUUCCAUAAACAUUACAAUCACAAGUAAGUUAUAACUCGUGUAUGCAGGCGUUAAAGGAGCUGUGUCACGAAAUCCAUCCAAAUUAGGAAAUUACAAAAUGUCUGUUAAAUUAAGAGAAACAUAAAAAUAAACUUUAAAGGAAGGUUAAAAUAAUAUAACAGAAACAAGAGAUGCCACGGAUGGGCAAAACUGAAGAAGAUUGAAACGGAUUGAAAUUAGGAUUUUUGAAAACUGUUCAGCCUAACAGUUUUUCAAAGUUGAUCCCUGCUGCUUGCAACUUCAAAAAUAAUGCUCAGGAGACAUAUUUGUUUGUCUCGGAUUUCUGAUUUUGUCAUUUACGCGAUUUUUACGUGUAAUUUCUUUGCUUACUUUAAGUUCCAUAGCGAUUGAGGGCGAGUAAUUCGCAAAAUUAAACAAAAUGGACACAGCCCCUUUAAGCAGUAGCUUUUCUCAGUCAUGAAAACCAAGCUAACCUAGCCAACGGUUGGCUAGAGCGUUGCGUACAUGAUACGCACAUACGCCCGUGUAUACGUACACCUUAAAUCCGGCGCGCUAUUUCGCAGACGGACUUAACCAAAGUUUAGUGGCACAGGCUACCCCAAAUGGAGAGCUUACUUGUAGGCUAAUAAAUUUGCUUCUUCCCUCACUAUUUCAAAUUAAUGUUGGCGUACUCUGUUGGAGUUGAAUUCCAGUGCGCCAUCCAAGUUUUGAAAGAGGAAGAAAACUUUCUUGUCGUUUGAUUUCACAUAGUAAACCUACUCUUUUUACUCUUUUUUGUAUUCUGACAUUCUCGUUGCCGUCGCUGUCGUGACUUUUUAAAACUCCUUGAUAUUAAAUGUCGGUCACAUUGUGUUUCUAGUUAAUUUUCCUUUUCUUGACAGAGGUUUUUCCGCCAACGAUUCUCAGUUUUUCGAACCAAACAGUGUACAAGAACACAACCGUGAAAUUGAGAUGCAACAUUUCUGCUUAUCCGGCUCCAACGGUUGAGUGGUUCAAAGACGGGACGUCUCCUGAAAUGACACCAGUCACUAUGGAAGAGUCGGACUCUUGCGAAAGCAGAAAGCUUCGUCCAGGUUUCUAUCAGGUGGAUAAUUAUGUUGGCCAGCUGUUGAUAUGUUCACCUUCACAUGCUGAUCAAACUGGUUUUUACACGUGUCAAGCUACUAACAGGCAAGGGACAAGUAAUGCCACGGCUUUCUUGGAUGUUUUGGGUAAGGGCUAAUUUAAGGACGGUUAAAUGAAUUUGUGCACUUAAAAUAAUACAGACUGGUCGUUUACUCCUCGCGCUGUAAAUGCUGUAUAUUGACCAUUUUCUGUAUAUUAAAAUCAACUUGAAGAAUAGAUUCUUUUAUUCUGUUUACCCCAAGCCUCAAAGCCAAGUAUGAAUUUAAAUACAGUGGAACCUCCAUGUGCGACCACCUCUCUUAAGUGACCACCUCCCACCUGCGACCGUCAAUCCAAAACACCAAAAUUUCAAAUUUUCCCAAUCAAAGCCUUACAGUUUGAACCUCUAGUAAACGACCACCUUGUGUAAGCAACCGCGACCACUUUUUGAGCCUGACGGUUAAUGAUUUUCCAUUGUUUUUAACCUCUUGUAAUCGACCAAUUGGUGUACAUAUGUAUUCUCUAAUCUCUAUUUUUGCUGUGUGCACUAUAUUACUUAGAAUAUACAGAGAACUUUAGAGACAACAUGAAACUGCAUGUACACAUAUACUACCUUUGACAUUGCAUGCAAUAAAUUAUUUUCCAUAAAGUAGAUGUUCCUCGACCUCUUCUCGCAAGAGACCGCCUGUGGUUCGAUUCUUGUAAACGACCGCCUCCCGUAAGCGACAACUCUAUCUUUGCAUUUUGGGUGGUCGCUUACGGGAGGUUCGACUGUACAUAAGACAUGCUCUGUUGUUACAAAUAUUUCUUUAUUUAUGCAUUUUUCAUUCAUUUAUUUAUUAUUUAGUUAUUUUGUUAGUUAUUGGCCGAUUAAAACGUGGUAUACGAAAAAACUAGCAAUCUACUGAGAAGAUUAAAGGAGACAUAGAGGAUAUCACAUGGCCGCACGGAGAUACGAAAUUUCUCUUCUCAUGUUGAAAAGAAUAUUUCACUCGUUCGCUGCGCUCACUCGUGAAAUAUUUUUCAACACUCGAAGAGAAAUUUCGUAUCUCCAAGCGACCAUGUAAUGUUCUAUUGAUUACAUAAACACCAAUGAAAUGCCAAACCAUUUUACUGAAAUAGUUUUUUGGUCUGCAAGGUGCGGUUUAUUAUGAAGCCAUAGCAAUGGUGAUAUUUUCAUAAGUGAAGAUAACAUGUUAUUUUUACAUGUGAAGAUGACAAUUUUCGCGCGAAAGCUCACUUGGUAUUUCAUUGGUGUUUAUAUAAUAAAAUAUGAUACCAAAUUAAUUUAAAAAGUUACUCCAGCCCCCGUUCCAUUCGCAAUGACUGCGAAGAUUCAGAAAAUUGGAAUAAUCAUGAGAAAGCAAGUACAGUAUACUAAAUAGUAAGCUAUGACAUUGUAACACACAUGCCCAAAAAAGAAGGGAGGGGGGGACUGAUUGAGCACGAACACAAGGUAAUAAUAUAUAGAUUUAGCCAGGGCUAAAAGCGAAGCUCCUGUAUAUUAACUCGAAUUGAUAAUUUAAAUCAAACAAUAAACUUGUUUUCCACAAUUCAGUUAACUUUAGAGCUUAUUCAUGUGACUUUUGAGAAAAGACCAUGGCCGAGUUGUUCAAAGCUGGGUUAAGACAACCCAGGGUUAGUGCGAGAUUUGAAUUCAAAUUUGAAAGCUUAAAAAGCAUUUCAGUUUUAAUUCUUUUUGUCUACAAGUUGAUGAUUGAAAGCUCUAAAUAUAACAGAGAAAAUUAUCCGAGAAAAUGCUUUUGAAAACAAGAAAAAAAAAACCGGGUUAAAUUUAACCCCGGGUUAAGCGCUAAUCGGCCUUCGAACAACUGGGCCCAUAUUUCUAAUACUAAACUAGGAAAAGGCGAUCAUUAUUACAUCCAAACACGGCACAAGGAUCUUUUUUCCCAUUACAAUCUUAUUCUAAGUAAACGUUAAGAAAAAAUGUCCCGAAAAGCGCUCGAAAGUACAAACAAAAUGUGCUCAUGCCCCCUGGGCAUUCUAUAAUGCUCAUUAAUUCAAUAUGGCCGCCGUAUCGGUAAAAAGGUCUAUUGAGCUAUGAAGACCCAUACAUUGGGAGCAGGUUAAUUUGAUGAGCUCAUCUUAACCCGUGAAUGUAAUGAAGCAAUGAAGAUGAUGUGAACUGCCGAAAUACAAAUAUCUUAAAUGAAGAUAUGAUCAUCGCAGUGGUAAUUGCAAUUUUAGCAAUUGCAAAUUAACAUGAGAAAACCCAAGAAGUCUCGAUUUUUUUUUCAACAAAUUGGCCAGCUUUCAGUGCAUGGGUCUUCAUAGCUUAAUUGGUUAGAGCACUGCAGCGCUAACGCAGAGGUCAUGGGUUCGAAUCCCGUUGAAGUCCCGGAUUUUUUCUCGGAUUAAUUUGCAAUUGGUUGAAUUGCAAUUACCACUGCGACGAUCAUAUCUUUAUUUAAAAAAUUUUGGAAUGUCGUAUGAAUUUUAUUUGAAUCAGCCCUGAUAAAAUUUAUACGUCAAGUAAUUGUUCUCACUUCGAAAUUUGAGCCCUACUUAGCAGCUGUGCAUGAUAUGAGUUACCCCCGGCGAGAUUACUAAUUUCCCCUUUGAAGCUGCAAUGAUGUGAUUUGAAAGUCGACGAUUUUUUACAUAAUUAUUGUGUCCACAUCAGAUGCUUNCCGGGUUAAAUUUAACCCCGGGUUAAGCGCUAAUCGGCCUUCGAACAACUGGGCCCAUAUUUCUAAUACUAAACUAGGAAAAGGCGAUCAUUAUUACAUCCAAACACGGCACAAGGAUCUUUUUUCCCAUUACAAUCUUAUUCUAAGUAAACGUUAAGAAAAAAUGUCCCGAAAAGCGCUCGAAAGUACAAACAAAAUGUGCUCAUGCCCCCUGGGCAUUCUAUAAUGCUCAUUAAUUCAAUAUGGCCGCCGUAUCGGUAAAAAGGUCUAUUGAGCUAUGAAGACCCAUACAUUGGGAGCAGGUUAAUUUGAUGAGCUCAUCUUAACCCGUGAAUGUAAUGAAGCAAUGAAGAUGAUGUGAAUUGCCGAAAUACAAAUAUCUUAAAUGAAGAUAUGAUCAUCGCAGUGGUAAUUGCAAUUUUAGCAAUUGCAAAUUAACAUGAGAAAACCCAAGAAGUCUCGAUUUUUUUUUCAACAAAUUGGCCAGCUUUCAGUGCAUGGGUCUUCAUAGCUUAAUUGGUUAGAGCACUGCAGCGCUAACGCAGAGGUCAUGGGUUCGAAUCCCGUUGAAGUCCCGGAUUUUUUCUCGGAUUAAUUUACAAUUGGUUGAAUUGCAAUUACCACUGCGACGAUCAUAUCUUUAUUUAAAAAAUUUUGGAAUGUCGUAUGAAUUUUAUUUGAAUCAGCCCUGAUAAAAUUUAUACGUCAAGUAAUUGUUCUCACUUCGAAAUUUGAGCCCUACUUAGCAGCUGUGCAUGAUAUGAGUUACCCCCGGCGAGAUUACUAAUUUCCCCUUUGAAGCUGCAAUGAUGUGAUUUGAAAGUCGACGAUUUUUUACAUAAUUAUUGUGUCCACAUCAGAUGCUUGUGUUUCUGGGUCCAUGCACUCUAGAAUUAGUCCUGCUUUUGAAAAAGUUUGAGUAGUUGAAAAUUGGAAGAGCUGUUCUCUUGUGGCUCAGCUCAUGUUGAAUUUAAUAAAUGGCUGUUGUGGCUCUUGCUGAACUUAAUUCUGCGAGGGUCAUUUGUUCAUCAAUAUAUAUAUAUUUUUUUUUCAUAGAGGACCCAAACGUUUUUAUAAUCCCAAGCAAGGACGUCUUCCAGGUGAAGCUGGGCGCACUGUGGAAUGUAACAUGCAAAGCCACAGGAAACCCAAUGCCAUUUAUGCAUUGGAGAAAAGAAAAAACACAAAAGGUUGUCACUCCAAAACGCCGUGCCCCUGAAGUUGUGAUGCUAACCAUAUCAUCCGUUACUGAAGCCGACUUGGGAAACUAC